This is a messenger RNA of Schizophyllum commune H4-8, 584 nucleotides long. RefSeq lists its product as uncharacterized. Gene Ontology annotation, molecular function: mRNA binding. Gene Ontology annotation, cellular component: mRNA cleavage factor complex. Bases 64 to 528 code for a protein of 154 amino acids. The transcript has 8 exons. NCBI's taxonomy places the organism in Eukaryota, Fungi, Basidiomycota, Agaricomycetes, Agaricales, Schizophyllaceae. The record is from RefSeq and is a predicted model, not a curated record.
CUCCUUGACGCGGUCCUUAUUCAUGACGCGACGCGCUGAAGUCGUUGCUUGUUUUCUACCACGAUGUCGAACACAAUAGCUUUGUACCCGCUGUCCAACUUUACCUUCAGCGCGAAAGAGGCGCAGCCCGAAGAGGACUUUGGCAUGCGCAGGACAGAUGAGGGGGUCCUUGUCGUCCACGAUCACGGACAUCCCCAUAUCCUGAUGCUCCAGACCGCAAAUGCGUUCUUCAAGCUGCGCGUCCUCGCCUUCCCCGGAGACUACCUGAAAUCCGGAGAGGAUGAAGUCGAUGGCCUCAAGCGGCGCCUGAAUGAGUGCCUCGCUCCACCGAACGCCUCAAAGUGCAAGAAACUGUUCCUGGUCCAGAUGACCGAGAAGUAUGUCCUGGCCGUCGCAAAGAAUAUGAAGCUACUCGCCAUUCCCUUGUUCGAGCUUUACGACAAUGCCGCCAAAUACGGCCCGCAAUUGUCUGCCAUCCCGCACUUGCUGUCUAGGUGGGCGCUAUCUUACGUCCGUCGCUCGCGCUGAGUACAACUUCAUCCACCAAUGAAGUGGCUAUGACCAGACAAUCCCAUGCAUCGCUU